Molecule: messenger RNA, 4098 nt
Organism: Arctia plantaginis
Lineage: Eukaryota; Metazoa; Arthropoda; Insecta; Lepidoptera; Erebidae
Source: the annotation of a GenBank genome assembly
AUGCCCGUAAAAUGGCUGGAAGAAAUUGCACUUGCGAACCAACAGGACCGUAAACCAUCCUUACUUCGUGCAAUGACCAAGGCUUUUUGGAUGAGUUAUGCUCCUUCGGGCAUUAUGUUCCUCAUACAGGCCCUCGUCUUCAAACCGUUCCAACCUGUUGCUCUAAGCAUGAUGCUGGCUUACUGGGAGCCAGGUUCGAACAUGACAUACGAACAAGCCGUGUACUGUGCAACAGCCGUUAUACUCAUCUCAAUCUUUAUCGGUUUUCUGAAUCAUCACGGGACAUAUUCCACUCAGCAAUUCGGCAUGAAAGUUCGCAUUGCCGCGUGCUCACUUAUUUAUAGAAAGGUAAUGCGUAUGAGCUCCGGUGCGCUGGCGCAGACGACGGCAGGUCAAGUUGUAAAUUUGCUAUCCAACGACGUUAACCGUUUCGACUAUGCUUUUAUAUAUACUCAUUUCAUUUGGUUAUUACCACUGCAAGUGAUCGUCGUUUGCUACCUUAUAUAUCUUAAAAUUGGAUACGCAGCUAUCGUUGGUGUCAUUGGCAUUGUCCUGCAGACUAUACCAGUACAGUCUUACAUGAGUAAAUUAGCUGCAAAAUUACGAAAAAAAACCGCAUAUAAAACAGACGAAAGAGUGCGCAUUAUGGACGAAAUUAUUAGUGGCAUGCAGGUCAUAAAAAUGUACGCGUGGGAGAAACCUUUUGAACAAGUGGUAGUGCUUUCACGAAAAAAUGAGAUCGACAGCAUCACAUCAGCCUCAUAUCUUCGUGGCGUAUAUCUUAGCUUCAUGGUGUUUACGGAAAGACUCUCACUGUACAUCACGUUACUAACGUACUCCUUGUUUGGAUACCAAGUUACUGCAGAUAUAGUAUUUCCUCUAGCACAAUUUUUUAAUACUCUUCAAGGGACAUUAUCUAUAAUAAUGUCGAAUGCAGUAUCCUUCCUAGCAGAAGCCUUGAUAUCAGUACAACGUCUUGAGGAGUUCAUGUUGCUAGAUGAACGGGAAGAUCUUCGCAGUGUGCCUAAUGUUGACAUAGCAAAGUUAUUGCAAAGUGUGAAGAGUCAAAAAACGUUAAGGCCUUUAGUGACAUCGACCUACGUCCAACUACUUUCAAGAAAAUUGACGAAGAAGGUAUAUAUAACCCAGAGCUCCAUUCUUCAGUUACUGUUAAGUGAAUUAAGAUCGAGUAGUGGCCGCGUAUAUCUGUCUGGGCCGCUUUCUUACGCAAGUCAAGAACCUUGGCUAUUCGUAGCUACUGUCAGACAAAACAUUUUGUUCGGAUUGCCGUAUAGUGCCAAAAAGUAUAAAGAAGUUAUAAGAGUGUGUGCUCUUCAAAAAGACUUUCAGCAAUUGCCUCAUGGUGACCAGACACUGGUCGGAGAAAGAGGUGCUUCGUUAUCCGGUGGUCAAAGGGCACGAAUCAACCUUGCCAGAGCCGUCUACAGACAAGCUGACAUCUAUCUGAUGGAUGACCCGUUAUCAGCAGUAGACGCCCACGUGGGAAGGCAGCUUUUCGACGAGUGUAUUAACGGUUACUUGCGACACACCACACGUGUUCUCGUGACACAUCAACUGCACUAUCUUAAGGAUGCCGACUGUAUCGUCAUUUUAAACAACGGUAUGGUUGAAGCGAAAGGUACGUACGAUGAACUACAGACAACAGGCAAAGACUUUGCUAAAUUAUUAUCAUCUAGCCAUGAUGAAAAUGAAGAUAAAAAGAAACUGGAUAAACCUCUUCCUCUAUCCAGACGUACUUCAGCCAGGCUAUCAACUACCCGGCGUCCGUCUAUGACAGACUCAAUGACUGGUUUUGAAAUACCCGCUCAAGAAAUGGAAGAAGAAGAAAGAGAAUCUGGCUCAAUGGGCUGGCAUGUAUAUGGUGCUUACUUGAGUGCCGGUGGCAAGACGCCGAGAGUAAUAUUUAUGAUUUUACUUUUAGUCGUAGGACAAUUAUCGGCCACGCUUUGCGACUACUGGGUUACAUUCUGGACUAACGAGGUAACCACAAUGAAAGACUUUGAAAAUAACAGAACGUCAAUCAAUAAACAAGAUUAUCACUUGCAAACGUCGCCACGCACGUUCAACGUAUCUAGCUACUUCACCGGAAUUAACCAAAAACCAGAUUUAAACAUCCACGAUUAUAUUGGCCCAUUAGAUACGGCUCAAUACCUCUACGUAUACUCAGCUCUAAUCGUGUGUUGUAUAUUCUUCAUCACCGCCCGUGCUUUUAUAUUCUUCAAGGUGUGCAUGACAGCUUCUCGCAACCUCCACAAUAACAUGUUCCACUCAAUGCUCAGAGGUGUCAUGCGGUUCUUCGACACAAAUUCAUCAGGACGUAUACUCAACAGGUUCUCCAAGGACAUAGGUGCUCUAGAUGAGUUGCUACCACGUUUCCUUUUAGAAUGUAUCCAGAUUUACCUCGUAAUGUUCAGUAUAUUGGCUUUGAAUGCGGCUGCUCUUAUUUGGACUCUGCUCCCAACCACGAUCAUUCUAUUAUUAUUCUACUCCAUUCUCCAAAUUUACUUGAAGUCAGCUCAGUCUAUCAAACGAUUGGAAGGCACUACUCGUAGUCCAGUGUUCUCUCAUAUGUCGGCUACCCUUAAUGGUAUUGGUACAAUUCGAUCAGCCGGAGCGGAAAAACGACUUAUUCAAGAAUUCGACCAAUUCCAGGAUAUCCACACAUCUACAUGGAGUAGUUACCUGGCAAGCGGAGUGACGUUAGGUUUUUGGCUUGACUUCAUCUGUGUGCUAUAUCUGACCAUUGUUAUAGUUGCUUUUCUCGUCAUUGACAGCAAAACCAUAUUCUCCGGCAAUGUGGGAUUGGCGAUAUCACAGACUUUGAUCUUGACGGGUAUGCUCCAAUUCGGUGUACGACAGACUGCCGAGGUGAUCUCACAGAUGACUAGCGUUGAACGUAUUCUGCAAUAUACGCACAUAGAACGAGAACCUAAGUGGGAAAAAGGAGACAAAGAAACUCCUAAAAAUUGGCCACUACGAGGUCGCAUCGAGUUCAAGAAUUGUUACAUGAAAUAUUCUCCAAAUGACUUGCCUGUUCUCAAGAAUCUCAACUUAGUGAUUGAAAGCGGAUGGAAGGUUGGAAUUGUAGGCAGAACAGGAGCUGGAAAAUCUUCGUUAAUAUCCUCUUUAUUCCGCCUCGCUAUUGUUGAAGGAGAAGUGUUAAUUGACGGUGUCGAUACCAGCUAUAUAGCGUUACAGGACCUGCGGUCGAAGAUAUCCAUAAUACCACAAGAACCAGUGCUCUUUUCGGCGACAGUGCGGUAUAAUUUGGACCCGUUCAAUAACUACGACGAUGAACAGCUUUGGCGAGCAUUAGAAGGUGUUGAUCUAAAAAACGCGGUGCCAGCACUAGACUUUAAAGUGUCGGAAGGCGGGGCCAACUUCUCGCUUGGACAGCGGCAGCUUGUGUGCCUGGCGCGCGCCAUUCUGCGUGGCAACAAAAUUCUCGUGCUAGACGAGGCCACCGCCAACGUCGACCCUAAAACAGACGAAUUUAUUCAAAAAACAAUAAGAACUCGUUUUGCUGACUGCACUGUCUUAACAGUUGCUCAUAGACUAAAUACCAUAAUGGAUUCAGACCGAGUUAUCGUCAUGGAUUGCGGCCGCCUGGUCGAGUUCGAUUAUCCCCACAAACUUCUUAACAAUCCAGAGGGAUACUUUAUUUCUGGUGUUAUUAACGAUUUACUUUCUAAAAUGAGUACCCAAUUAUUACCUAUCAUACCACCGGUUACAUGGGCGCAGACAACUGAUUCAGUAUUUUUGACAUUCAAUGUUGAAUCAGAAAAACCCGAGAUUAUUAUUGAAAGAAGAGCUGUUACAUUUGAAGGAAUAGGCAAUCCAGAUAAGAAAUAUUAUGCAGUAGUAAUAGAAUUAUAUACAGAUAUUGAUCCUAAAAGAAGUUCAUACACAAACAAAGGAAGGUACGUAGAGGUUUUUCUUACAAAGGAUAAAGCAAAUGAACCUUUCUGGCCAUCUUUGACUAAUGACAAGAAAAAGCAUCAUUGGCUUAAAAUUGAUUUUGAACGCUGGCAGGAAGAAACUGAAGGUGAUGAUUUGGAAGAAAACAUGGAUGUUUAA